Molecule: messenger RNA, 2947 nt
Organism: Gadus chalcogrammus (walleye pollock)
Lineage: Eukaryota; Metazoa; Chordata; Actinopteri; Gadiformes; Gadidae
Gene: retsat.2
Product: retinol saturase, tandem duplicate 2
Exons: 11
Coding region: 81-1907 (608 amino acids)
Molecular function (GO): all-trans-retinol 13,14-reductase activity
Source: RefSeq, a predicted model, not a curated record
CUCAGCAGAACCAGUCACCAGACCUUGCCCCUUCCACCACGGAAAUUGAGCAAGGCAGCCCCUGUGCUCGAACCUCAAUCAUGUGGAUCGCCAUAGCUUUGAUUUGUCUCGCUUUAGUCAUAUUUCUUCUGAAAUACGUCUUUAGCCCCACGGGUCCCAACCCCUUUGAUGUAGACACGCGUGAACCUGUGAGACCGAUCGUUUUCGACAAGAAGGAGAAAAAGAAAGUUCUGAAGCAAGGUUUUCUGACUAGUAAAGUACCAGCCAAUCUAGAUGUCAUCAUCGUGGGCAGCGGGAUCGGUGGACUCGGGCUGGGUGUGCUGCUCGCCAAAGUGGGGAAGAAGGUGCUGGUUCUGGAGCAGCACGACCGGGCCGGCGGGUGCUGCCACACCUUCACCGAGAAAGGCUUCGAGUUUGACGUUGGGAUCCACUACAUCGGCGAUCUGUUGGAGCACAAGCCGUUCCGCUGCAUGCUGGACCAGAUGACCAACGGGCAGCUGCAGUGGGUACCCCUGGACAACCCCUUUGACCAGGUGGUGCUCGGGCCACCGGAGAACCGGCGGGUGUACCCCAUCUACAGCGGGAAGGACCGCUUCCCUGAUGAGCUCAAGCGUCUCUUCCCCGGCGAAGACCAGGCCAUCGACGAGUACAUGAGGCUGGUCAAGAAAGCAGGAAGAGGCAUCUGGAUGCUGGCCUUCCUUAAGAUCUGCCCCCUCCCUGUGGCCAAGUUCCUGGUGUACACCGGCCUGGCCAACCGCCUGUCAUUCUUCUUCAAAAUGUCGUCCCGCAGCCUCACGGAGGUGGUCAACGAGCUGACGGAGAACAGGGACCUCCGGGCGGUCUUCGCCUACAUCUUUGGAACCUACGGAAACAUUCCAAAGGACACCAGCUUCUCCAUGCACAGCCUUCUGGUCCGCCACUACUGGAACGGCGCCUGGUACCCCAAGGGCGGGGCCAGUGAGAUCGCCUACCACAUGAUCCCCAUCAUAGAGAAGGCGGGCGGGGCUGUUCUGGUGCGGGCCCCCGUCAACCGUAUCCUGUUCAACAAGGCCAACGAAGCCUUUGGUGUGAGCGUGAUGAAGGGGCAGGAGGAAGUCCACAUCCACGCCCCCAUGAUCAUCUCCAACGCCGGCAUCUUCAACACCUACCAGAAGCUGCUGCCCAAAGAGCUCCAGGCAAUGCCAGCCAUCCAGGAGCAGCUGGGCAUGAUGAAGAACGGCGAGGGGGGCCUGAGUAUCUUCCUGGGUCUCAACGGAACCAAGGAGGAACUGGGCCUGGACGCGCAGAACUACUGGGUGUUUGCAGAGAACAACUAUGACGAACUGGUGGAGGCAUACUCCAAGGGGGAGCGGGAGGAGUCCGCGAGGAAGAUUCCCCUCCUCUUCCUGGCCUCGCCGUCGGCCAAAGACCCCACCUGGGAGGAGCGGUCCCCAGGCAAGUCCACGCUGAGUCUGGUGAGCUUCGCCAAGUACGAGUGGUUCGAGGAGUGGGUGGACGACAAGGUGGCCAACCGGGGGCCCGACUACAAGGACCUGAAGCAGACCUUCAUCGACACGGCCCUGGACGUUGUGAUGGACGUCAUGCCCAAGAUCACCAGGGACAAGAUUGCGUUCGUCGACGCCGGAACACCCGUCACGAACAACCACUACAUCGGAGCGCCGAGGGGAGAGAUCUACGGUGCCGACCACGGCAUCGAGCGCUUCAGCGCUAAGCUGAACGCCACCAUCAGACCGCAGACGCCGCUGAAGAACCUCUACCUGACAGGCCAGGAUGUGUUUGUGUGCGGCUUCGCCGGCGCCCUGGCCGGGGCGCUGACCUGCGGCUCGGUGGUCCUGGGUCGAAACCUGCACCUGGACGCCAUCGGUCUGGCCAAGAAGGUUAAACUCAUCAAAGUCAAGGACGACUAGCCAACCACCUCACCCAUUGUUAUUACAAACACUGUAAGGAAGGGUGGAACAGACCAUAAUACUCUAAUGCAUGAGAGAACAGACCAUGAUACUGUAAUGAAAGGUUGAACGGACUGUGAUACUUUAAUGAAGAGGGAAAAGGCCUUAAUAAUGUAAUGAAUGGGAGAACAGACCAUAAUACUGUAAUGAAAGGUUGAACGGACUGUGCUACUUUAAUGAAGAGGGAAAAGGCCUUAAUACUGUAAUGAAUGGGAGAACAGACCAUAAUACUGUAAUGAAAGGUUGAACGGACUGUAAUACAUUAAUGAAGAGGGGAAAGGCCUUAAUACUGUAAUGAAUGGGAGAACAGACCAUAAUACUGUAAUGAAUGGGAGACUGAAGGGGAACAGCACGUGCUCACAGCCGCCUUAUUUCUGGUGCGUUCGUUGAAAAGAAACGCGCAGAGCGCAAAGAAGGCUGGUUGAAGGGAAGCAUUGGGGACAAGAUAAGGGGGAUGGAUUUAGGGUCAGGGGCUGUUGGGUGUAGGGGUUAAUGUAGGAUGAAGGUGUUGGGUUUAGGUGGAGUUAUUAUUCAUGUCAGGGCUCAGGCUGUGAGUUUCUGUGCCCAGCCUGCCCUGUCCUUUAAGUCUCCUGUCAUUUAUCAAUGCACUUCACCAUUUGCAAGCCUUUUGUGUUUUUUUAUAUAUAUUUGAUAAUGUAAAGCUAUGCAUUAUGAUAAUAUGGAAAAGAGGAACGCUUGACAAUACUAAGGGUUGCCUGCUUCAUGUGUAGGUGCAAUUAUCAAUUUAUGCAUUAUGAUUGAGUGUAACUUUUAUAUUGGCACUGAUAUGGCCUGAUAACAAGGGGUGUGUAACAAUUCAUACACAAUUUUUGUGUCAUUACUCUACCUGUCACAGAUCAAAGAUUUGCAAUAAUGUGUUUUUAAUCAUUUCUGUCCAACAUGGUCAGAAAAAUGUGAGUGAUAUUGGUGUGUGAUAUCAUCAGCUUUAAUAAUAAAAAAUAUAUACAGUCGUCCAUGCCUAAAUAUUAUUGUUUUUUGUU